UGCACCAGACAGAACUGUUUUGUAUUCGGUUAUGUCUUUCACUUUGUUAUUUUGUAUUUUCGUGUUCAGUGUCUUUUCAUAAAAAAUUAAGAACACUUAGCACGCUGCACAUUGGUCCGAUCUGUCAUACUCCUCGUCAGAGGAAGACUAAUUUCGUUACAUUUUGAAAUGUUGUUAAUACAUAUCACCUGGGAGCAUGGAGCAGCAGUGUGCAGAGUUUUCCUUUCUGUUUUCCAUGAGUUUGCCUACAACUCCAGCACCUGUGGAAAGUACCUGGAUCAGGACCCAGCAACAUCCGACACCUCUGAGGCCGACUCUGACACGAGAGAAGGUGAGACGGUGGCCAUGAACUACAAGCCCUCCCCACUGCAAGUGAAAAUAGGAAGGACUCCCCGGAUGACAAUGGGGUGACAGUUUCAUUCAUCUAUAUGAUGGAAUCUCCUGUGAUUGGAAGAGAAACAGAGAGAGCUGGCCAGGAAGGGAUCAGUAAAGAAUAGCCCCGUCAACCACCAACCAAAGAAGAACAACGUCAUGGCCAGAACACGUUUGGUGGUGCCAAACAAAGGCUACUCCUCUUUAGACCAGACCAGCCCGGAUGAGAAGCCCCUGGUAACACUGGACACAGACAGUGAUGAUGACUUUGACAUGUCUGGAUACUCCUCCGCCGAUGUGAGAUGUCUGAGGGACCAGCAGAUCAACCAGGAUCUCAACAUCCAUCUUCUGAAGGACGGUUACCGGCUCGACGAAAUCCCUGACGAUGAACAUCUGGAUCUGAUCCCGCCCAAAUCAGUCAACCCCACCUGCAUAUGCUGCCAAGCCACCACCUCCUCAGCCUGCCAGAUCCAAUAGUCCCUCCCACAAUAUACGCCAUGACUCCGCCCUCUGCAGUGAGCUCACCUCACCACUGGGGCGGCGACAGGGAGAAAGAAUGCAAUGAUCGGAGGGGGAGAAAAAAACAGAAGAAUAGGUCUAUUGGAAUUAGUGUGGAUAUAAAAACGGUGAAAAUGCACAAAAUAUGUACUCCUAUGGUAGGACAUGUGCGUACAUCUGUUUGUUAUGUUCCAGUGAGUUACUAGGUUUUUUUUGUC
Messenger RNA from Oncorhynchus keta (chum salmon), 1088 nucleotides. RefSeq names its product protein FAM219A-like. The coding region runs from base 532 to 849 and encodes 105 amino acids. NCBI's taxonomy places the organism in Eukaryota, Metazoa, Chordata, Actinopteri, Salmoniformes, Salmonidae. The record is from RefSeq and is a predicted model, not a curated record. The transcript has 6 exons.